Messenger RNA from Peronospora matthiolae, 1056 nucleotides. NCBI's taxonomy places the organism in Eukaryota, Oomycota, Peronosporomycetes, Peronosporales, Peronosporaceae. The record is from the annotation of a GenBank genome assembly.
AUGGAGCUGGAGCAAUUGGUGCUGAAGGUGAAUGGAGCUGAAUGUGGGCCUAGCGAAGAGGAUAAGUGCGCAACCAUGCUGCGCAGCCUUCCAGCUUCAUAUGAAAGCCUGGUUCAAGCGUUUUGUAUGAGUGUGACGACAUUUAGCUUCACAGACCUCGUAAACAAAAUCAUAGCCGAAGAGGUACGCAAAAAAGACUCGUCGCGAAUCGAAGAAGCGACAGCGUUGCACAUCGGCAAGCGCAUAGACAAGAGCAGGCCUACAAAGAAGAAUGAGGGUCAGCGAAAGAAUGGGUCGAAUGCUCAGUGCUUUAAGCGCGAGAAGCGCGGGCACUUCGCGCGCGACUGUUGGGCGAAGCCGUCAGGCGGUGACGAGGUGCACAAAGAUCACUCUAAUGUUGCAUUCAACGUGUCUGAAGAUAGCACAAGCGACUGCUGGAUAAUGGACAGUGGCGCGACAUCUCACACGUGUAAGGACCGAGAGUAUUUUGUUAAAUACGCAGAAAUGAAGUCGGUACAAAAUGUACUAAGCGCCAAGAAUAGUGCGUGUUUGAAGGUGCUUGGACGGGUCACAGUAGUCUCACGAGGUUGGAACGGCACAUCGUGGAUGAACGCGAGGCUGAAAAAUGCUCUCCAUGUGCACGACCUCAGCAAGAACCUAUUUUCGUUGACGGCAGCAACAGCGCGCGGGAUGACGAUCGAUAUUGCAGGAAAUGACUGCAUCGUCGAGAAAAGCGGACGACCCGUUGCGACAGGAUCACGGCGCGGUGUGCUCCUUCUACUCAAUGUUGAAACCAAAUCCGAGUGCCACAUGUUAAAGGGCGAAGCAGAACUGUGGCAUCGUCGACUCGGACAAGUGUCCAACUCUACUGUGAACAAGCUGAUCAAGCAAGGCUGUAUCAACGGCGACUACAUCGAUCCGAUUGUCGUUUGUGAAGUAUGCGCGACAGCCAAGCAAGUAUGCAAGACAUUCUACAGCAACAAAGCGAAUACUGCAGCAAGGGAGAGUCGCUGCGAAGACUCGGUCGUGUGUUCGGAUGUUUCAGGACCUUUGUGA